AUGGCCACGCAAGGAAGACACGCCCUCAUCUUCGGCGCCUCCGGUAUCUCCGGCUGGUCGCUGAUGAAACAAUGCCUCUCCUACCCAACCCCGUCGACCUUUGCCCGGAUCACCGGGCUCAGCAAUCGGCCGGUCGACAAGAAGAAUCUCUUUCUUCCUGAUGACGCUCGACUCAACAUCGUCUCGGGGAUUGACCUGACCGCGUCGACGGAGACGGUCGUGACGGAGCUGCGGAAGAAAGUCCCCAGCGUCGAAGAUGUGGAUGUUGUUUUCUUCUCUGCAUACAUCCAGACCAACGACCACGACUCCCUUCUCCGCGUCAACACGGCCCUGCUCACAACCGCCGUGCAAGCCAUCACCGCCGUCUCCAAAAAAGUGUCAAGCAUCGUCCUCCAAACAGGCGGAAAGGCGUACGGCGUUGAAUUCCCAGACAAAAUCGCCAUCACGCCCCCGCUGCACGAAGACCUGCCGCGCAUCCCCGAGCCCUACCGCAGCAAGAUCUUCUACUACGCCCAGUACGAUGUGCUCGCGAAAAUGUCCCAGGAGCCCGGCUGUACCUGGACGUUCUCGGAGAUCCGGCCCGAUGGGAUCGUGGGGUUUGUGCCGGGGAGCAAUGCGAUGAACAUGGCGCAGGGGAUCGCGUUGUACCUUUCUCUGUAUAGGGAGGUGUAUGGCGCCGGAGCCAAGGUUCCGUUCCCCGGGGAAAAGCACGGGUAUCAUGCCCGGCAUAUGGAUACGUUCCAGGAUCUGCUGAGUCGAUUGGAGAUCUACGUCGCGGUCAAUCGGCAGAAAUGCGGCAAUGGGAGUGUGUUCAACGCCGCGGAUGGGGAGGUGAUUACCUGGGCGGACGUGUGGCCGGGGAUCUGCGCGUACUUUGGCCUUGAGGGUGUGGAGCCUGAAGAAAAGCCAAUCGACAAGGAGAGUAUGGAGCGGUUUGUCAAGGGGCAUCUGAAGGAGUGGCAGGGUCUGGUUGAGAAGCAUGGGUUGAAGACGGGACGUCUGGAGCGCCAGAAUUGGGGACAUACGCGGUUUAUGCUGGUUGAUUUCGAUUUCCAUCGCGACUUUUCGAUGGAGAAGGCGAGGGCGGUUGGCUUUAACGAGACGAUUGAUACGGUGCUGGGGUACAAGGUGGCUUUUGACCGGAUGGUCGAGGCGCGUGUGAUUCCGAGGGUAGCUUAA
Aspergillus wentii DTO 134E9 is the source of this 1179-nucleotide messenger RNA. Its product is annotated as SDR family oxidoreductase. The coding region runs from base 1 to 1179 and encodes 392 amino acids. The record is from RefSeq and is a predicted model, not a curated record. The transcript has 2 exons. NCBI's taxonomy places the organism in Eukaryota, Fungi, Ascomycota, Eurotiomycetes, Eurotiales, Aspergillaceae.